Scomber scombrus (Atlantic mackerel) is the source of this 3797-nucleotide messenger RNA. RefSeq names its product nuclear receptor subfamily 2, group F, member 6b (gene nr2f6b). Lineage: Eukaryota; Metazoa; Chordata; Actinopteri; Scombriformes; Scombridae. The transcript has 5 exons. Bases 488 to 1708 code for a protein of 406 amino acids. Gene Ontology annotation, biological process: cell differentiation; negative regulation of transcription by RNA polymerase II; anatomical structure development. Gene Ontology annotation, molecular function: nuclear receptor activity; zinc ion binding; RNA polymerase II cis-regulatory region sequence-specific DNA binding. The record is from RefSeq and is a predicted model, not a curated record.
UUCCUUCUUUCAGAGGGGGGAGACGGCGAGUGAAAGUGAGAGGGAGUCAAAGUGUAAUUUAUUGUUUCCUGUGAAAGAGCAGGCUGCACCCUUUUUCUCCUGCCUGAACUCUGAACCACUCAAUGUGUGUCUGAAGUUUUCUCAGACCUCGGGAGCCAUUGAUCGGAGGUCAGGGCAGAAAACACAGGAGUGAAAGACAAGAACACAGCGAGCAGAGGGAUUAAAGGAGAGAGAGAAAACUGGGAGCAACCUCCAGGUCAUUCCAAACAGACGGCAAGGGAGGAAAGGUCAACACGGGGGAGUCCGAGACAACUUUUCAUCACACUUUUAGAUCUACUUGGAUAAAAAACCUACCUUGAAUUUCAACCUGGAGUGAUUGUAUUUUAGCCUGGAAUCAAUUUUUACACUUUUUAGAGGGUAGCUGAAAGCUGGGGGACAGGGCGGGUCUGUGUAUGAUCCACUCACAGGGCUGCGUGUCUCAGAGAAUAUGGCCAUGGUGAGCGGGGGAUGGGGAAACCCCAAUGGGGACAGUAAUGGACUGGGAGAGAAGGCUUACCUGAGGAGGGAAGAAGAGGAGGGCUCACCCCAGGCUGGAAGCAGCGAUGUGGACGUAGGGGACGAGGACAAGUCCUGCGUGGUGGACUGUGUGGUGUGUGGGGACAAGUCCAGCGGGAAGCACUACGGCGUGUUCACCUGCGAGGGCUGUAAGAGCUUCUUUAAGAGGAGCAUCAGAAGGAACCUCAACUACUCCUGCAGAUCAAACAGAGAAUGCCAAAUCGACCAGCAUCACCGUAACCAGUGUCAAUACUGUCGUUUGAAGAAAUGUUUCCGUGUUGGAAUGCGAAAAGAAGCUGUUCAGCGGGGCCGGAUCCCUCCAUCUCACUCAGGUAUCAGUCCCAACUCCCUGGCAGGUGGGGUUGGAGGACCAGGGCCGGGUCACAUUGGGGCGGAUUACUUCAACGGGCAGCCGGUGUCAGAGCUCAUCACCCAGCUCCUCCGGGCUGAGCCCUACCCCAGCAGCCGUUACGGGACCCCGUACAGCCAAGCACAGAUGCAGGCAUCUGCGAGCGGAGCAUCUGUCAUGGGCAUAGACAGCAUCUGUGAGUUGGCUGCCCGACUCCUCUUCAGCACCAUUGAGUGGGCCAGGAACAUCCCAUACUUCCCAGAGCUGCCAGUCUCAGAGCAGGUGGCGCUGCUGAGGCUCAGCUGGAGUGAACUUUUCAUCCUGAACGCAGCUCAGUCCGCCUUGCCUCUUCACAUGGCUCCUCUGUUGGCAGCAGCUGGGUUUCAUUCGUCACCCAUGUCUGCAGAGCGCGUGGUGUCUUUCAUGGACCAGGUCAGGGUUUUCCAGGACCAGGUGGACAAACUCAACAGGCUGCAAGUGGACUCAGCCGAGUACAGCUGUCUGAAAGCCAUUGCACUCUUUUCACCUGAUGCAUGUGGUCUGACCGACCCUGCACAUGUGGAAGCCCUGCAGGAGAAGGCCCAGGUCGCCCUGACAGAGUACGAGAGGUUGCAGUACCCCAACCAGCCUCAGCGCUUUGGCCGCUUACUGCUGCGCCUGCCCGCUCUGCGUGCCGUGCCGGCCAACCUCAUCUCUCAACUCUUCUUCAUGCGGCUGGUGGGCAAGACGCCCAUCGAGACGCUAAUCCGAGACAUGCAGCUAUCAGGGAGCUCCAUCAGCUGGCCCUACGUACCAGGACAGUGAACACCUCUGGCCUUCAGAAUGAGACAGACCGAGAUCAGAUAGGGAGGAGACAGAGCUCACAAAGAUUACUACAAAUACAAACUGAAUGUUAUAAAUACAAACUGAAGAGUUUAUAGAAGUCAGCUGUUCCAACAUUAGCUCUGUAAACUUUGGUGGAUGUCACACCAAAGCUGUUUUCAGGGAAACAACAUGCAAAGUUGUCUUUAAACAUAAUUAUAUAUGUUUGCAGCACUUGUCAGUUUGCUCUGAACACAGUCUGAUCUCAUUUUGUCUCAUUCUGGACAGAAACAGGGCUUUAGCUAAAAUACAGACUCUGACAAGAGGCCGUGUGCCCUUACUACCUCCUCCCAUAUCACCCCUUAUGUGACUCCGUUUGAAUUCAGCUGUGUGUUUUCUCUCUGCUUUAUUUUUAGUCCAAAUGAAGCCAUAGCAGUAACUAUUACUUACACGCAGUUCUGACCUUUUGUGGCAGCUUCAGAGCUUUAAAUCGUCGCAACUGUGACAUAUAGUGCUCAUCAUUUCUAAGUUAUAAACCCAGAAGUGGAAUAAAUUUAUUACCAAAUCAGUUUAGAAAACAGUGCUCUACUGCAAAGUAUCACCUUGCACACUGUUAAUACAGAAAAAUAGUCACGACAUUGUAUGUUAAACUAUAUUUGAUACAUACAUGAAGAAUACAGUAUAUUAUAUACUUAAAGGUGCAAUAAAUGACACUGAGCCUCACUGGAUGUCAGCAAACAACUAUUUGCUGUGUAAAGAUAUAGUAGAGUAAGUCGUGGUGGCCACACAUGCGUGUACGUGCAUGUGAGUCCCUGCGCGUCCAUUUCCAAGAUGGUGGCCGUGUCACAGACUUUCUCAAAUUACAGCUAAAUAGUACUAUAAGAUAUGUUUCUGAAAACAUUUGAGGCGAUAAAUAGGCAAUGCAGGAACAUAAUCUUGAUCCAUAUUUGAUCAGCAGUGCCUAGCUUGACAGUUUGAUCUGAGUUUUUGAGUUGUUGCCCCUCCCUCACGAUACACGUUUGUUUUGAUCUGAGAUGUUGGUGCUAUAGUGCAACAUCUAGUGGCUGAAUGUUGUGUAUUGCAACAUUAAAGCCACGAGGUAAAGGAAUUGAAAAUUUCGGACUUUGACGUCCCCUGGUGGUAGUGACAAAAAAGACAAUAUUCUACACAUAGUGGCUUUAAUAUAGUAUAUUUUACAAAGAUGUUGCAGGCUUUAGUUUCCACUGUGCAAGUAAUGAAGCAGACAGGAAGUGGAGGUGAAUUUAUGAUACAGCAGCCUCUCGAACACACACCUGGCUCCUCAGACAGUGACACCCCCGUCUAACAUUAUUACCUCAUGUUUUAUACAUCAAAGACAAAGAUUGUAUAGUGAACUGUUCAUGUGCUAAAGAUAAAUAUAAAGGGAUCAAGGUACUAAUCUUUCAGUAGUAUUCCCCUAAUAAAAAGAUAUGUCUGUCCACCAGAUGUUUGGCCAAAGUCUAUAUGAAAAUAUUUUGAAGUUUGAUGUAAGAGGAUGCCCAAAGUUUGACAGAUUGUACAUGAAAGCUACACACAGUAAAGUGACUUGUUGUUUUUCUGAUUCUUUUGCUUUAAUGAGGGUAGAGGUUUCACAUAUGUGGUCCCCCUUUUAAAGCAGUGUGUUAAAACGUGGUCAAAUGAACAGAGGUCACUUUGAGAUAAUGGUAAUUAUUCUGUUCAUGCAAGGUACUUCACGUGUAUAAAGGUUAUGGUGUGUGUGUUGGUACUGAGAUUUUUAAAAAUGUGUUUGAUUUUUUAAAGUGUAUUACCUGUUAUUAUAUCUCAUUUCUAAAAAGAAAGACAAUGGCCAUGAUCCUCGAUGUGAUCAAACAACUUCAUCAGCAGCACAAGGUGCUGUCCAUGUACCAUUUUAUGUUGUUUGUUCAAUAUAAACUAUAGUGAUUUGACUUUGUAGCUUGACAUUUAAAAGAACCAUGUUUCUAUGACCAUGCCAAACCUAGAAAUGCAAAGAAGUUGAUAUGUCUGACUGAUUAUCUUUUUUUUUUCUUUUUUUUUUUGCAUUACUAGAAAUAAAAGUAUGCACAUUCAUUCUGUGGAGGACUUGAGUAUCAAA